AUGGAUGCGACUUGGAUACCUUUUCAGCCGAAGAAUACACAGGCAAACACACCGCCACUAUUGGUGAAAUUUGUGUUCACCCGUAGUAGCUACUCCAUAUAUUUGACUGAUCUCAGCCGCAUAUGGCACGAAGACUUGGAUAGGCGUCAGGUUAUUCGCCGAGCUUUGAACGAGAACACGAGCAUCGACCCAAGCGAAGACGCCAACCAGCUAUGGAUCCUGUUGGAGAAGAUCCGGAGUGCCGUGCGGGGAGUAGAGGAGACAGCAUGUUUUCUCGAGAGUCAACAAAGUCACGGAAAGGGGUUGCUUCUACGCGUAACGGCUCCGCUACCGCCUCCGUUAGGAGCCCUGCAAUGGCCGAUUCAUCUCGCACUUUGUUCACAAGACACGUUAAGACAGGAGCUAGUUUUACCGCUUUUUGGCCUGAUCUACCACCAGAAGCAGCGUUCGGAAGACUUGCUCGCCCGGUUGGGCGAGAAGGAUCACGUUAUCAGCAAAUUGAUGGACAAACUUGAAGCUUCCGGCAUGGAUAUAUCAAGCGUCUUCCCUAGUGCUGCGGCCAUUAAGGCGUCGAGGAAACUGAGUCAGCGGGAACAAGCAGCUACACAGGUCAAAGGUCUGGCGAAGUUCGAUUUACAGCAUUGGCAGCUGAAUUCGAACCCGCAGUCCAUUGAUAGGAGCGCGGUGCUUGAUAUGAUGCAUGAUGAUCUGCUGCAACGCGACUUUAGCCGUCUAAAUCCGAGUAUAGGAGAAGUGUUUUCAAGCGAAUGGUGGAGCAACCUUAAGCCAACGCAUGGGAAUUUAACCAGCUCGCAGGCUUCACGAGAAUGUCAUUUUGCCAUUAAGAGAGACGAGCAGAGUCGUCGUGUGCAUGGAGACGAAGUUGAGGAUAACGGCUUCCAGAAACAGACAACACCGCCUGGCUUGAAGAAGCGGCACGCAAAUGGAUAUUCGGGCUUGUCGAGGACAGAAGGCCCCGAUACACACGAGGAAGCCGACAAUAAGGAUGAUACUACCGACGAUGAUGAUCUCGAUACUCGAUCUCCCCCGGACCGUCGAAAGGGAACAGUAGACCUCGCAAAGCGCAUUCCUCCAAGUGUGGCGCCAAGACCGGACUCAAGACCGCCUGAAAUCAAAGACGAUGCCAAGAAGCCUUGGACUAUCGGAGGGUCGAAAUUUAAAGCACUGCCACAGAAGGAUCAACGCAACGCUCAACCACUUAUCGUAAACCCUUUUGAGACUGAAGAUCAUUCCACAACGGACGAAGACGAUGAGCAUGCGUCCGUUCCAGUUGCUACGCCUCCGCCAACUAUUACUGAUGAUAAGGGCUCACCACGAAAGACCAAGCUGGGGCACAUAGGUGGCCAAAAGAAGAUUGCUGGCGUGGGCAGCCGCGCGGCUCCGAGCACAGCGUCUGUAUCCGUGGACGUCGCCCACGAUAGGCGAGACGGACUGUCUGCGCCGGCGCGUGGAACUGCUCGUUCGAAGUCGCCUCAGUUGCCGUCGAGCCCGAUGUCCACUAACAUCGGUGAUGCGACCGAACAGACAAGGCCGCCUUCCACUUCCGAGGCUUCAGAUAAACCUCCAGAGUCGUCCCAAGAGAGGGCAGAUCGCAAGAGGGCCGAGUUGAAGCGCCAGCUCGAGGCGAAGGCGGCUGCGCCUGGAAAGAAGAAAAGACGGUUCUGA
Molecule: messenger RNA, 1686 nt
Organism: Coniosporium apollinis CBS 100218
Lineage: Eukaryota; Fungi; Ascomycota; Dothideomycetes
Exons: 2
Coding region: 1-1686 (561 amino acids)
Biological process (GO): double-strand break repair via nonhomologous end joining
Cellular component (GO): nucleus; DNA ligase IV complex
Molecular function (GO): DNA end binding
Source: RefSeq, a predicted model, not a curated record